AUGGCCUUCACCCGGGCCUUAGCCACCAUGCUGGCACUGCUCACCGGGGUCCAGCCACAUGUCUUCAGUGAGACCUCAGAAUAUAAAAAGGCCAACGGAGACAGGUGUGUCCACCACAACCAGUGCUUCAGUGACUGUUGCCUCAUAGACCUGGAAAGAAGGGGGGCCUUCUGCACCUCCAAGUCUCGGAUGGGCAUGGAGUGCUUGCCCCAGACCAGGGGGACCCUGAACUUCGUAUGUCCCUGCCGAAUCGGCUUGAGCUGCCCUUCCAAGGAACCCAUGUGCCCCCGCCGCUGCCAAAUGAUUUAG
Cricetulus griseus (Chinese hamster) is the source of this 309-nucleotide messenger RNA. The record is from RefSeq and is a predicted model, not a curated record. Lineage: Eukaryota; Metazoa; Chordata; Mammalia; Rodentia; Cricetidae.